Neofelis nebulosa (Clouded leopard) is the source of this 2155-nucleotide messenger RNA. RefSeq names its product sonic hedgehog signaling molecule (gene SHH). The record is from RefSeq and is a predicted model, not a curated record. Lineage: Eukaryota; Metazoa; Chordata; Mammalia; Carnivora; Felidae. Gene Ontology annotation, molecular function: patched binding; calcium ion binding. Gene Ontology annotation, biological process: protein autoprocessing; regulation of gene expression; oligodendrocyte differentiation.
AUGCGGCAGGUUCAGGGCGAUGAGUCCUCGGUGGGCACCGAGGAGGAGUUCGUAGAAUAUGCAGGAUCCCGCUGGAUCUUCCCCCUUGGAACUGAAGGCUGGUUCUACGGGAAUGAGAGUCCAACAGGCAUGGCAUGUUUCCAACCUGGGCAUCGGACGCGCCUGAGUGCAGUCCCGGCCGAGCAGAGCCAGGUGGACGGGCCGAGAGGGGGCCUCGAGGAGCGGGUCACCGCUGGGCCACAGGACGCCAUGAGUGGGGAGCAGACCUCCCAGGGCAUCCGGUCCGGCGCCGACGUGGACGUGGAUGGAGUGUCACGAAACGGCAUGGGCCUCCACUCAGCUCAAGUUGGUCAACCUUCCCGCUGCUCUGACAUCCAGCCCUCUGACAUCCUGACUCCCCUCGCAGCUGGCGCAGCUCCAGCCCUGUUCCCGAAGCAGAGGGAGAGCCCUGCGCCCCACACCCACCCCUGCGUCUCCUGCGUCCUGCACCGCGGCACAGACACGGAGCCAGUGCUCGGUGACCCUGACGUGCAGCGAGGGCCUCCUGUCCUAACUUCUCCAGGCACACUUGUGUCUUCGCUAGGUCUGGAGGUCCGAGGAACACGCCUCUCGCGGAAGGACUCCAAGACGGCUCUGGGCCCGCGGACGGCACGCCAGAGCUGGGAUCGGAACCACCAGGCCCGGGCAGACCCAGGGAGGAGCCCCCCUGCUCAAAGCGAAGGUGUGAGCGACUCCAGACCGGAGCACGGUCUGGACAGAGGCCAUUGCACCAACUCGGAGAGCAGCGCGCUUCAGGCCGAGUGUGCCCGCGGCAGCACGCCCGCUCCCGGCCCCUCCGCCCGGGGUGCGGACCGGCGGGGAUUUGGGAAGAGGCGGCACCCCAAAAAGCUGACCCCUUUAGCCUACAAGCAGUUCAUCCCCAACGUGGCCGAGAAGACCCUAGGGCCAGCGGACGAUACGAAGAAGAUCUCGAGAAACUCGGAGCGAUUCAAGGAACUCACCCCCAAUUACAACCCCGACAUCAUCUUUAAAGACGAAGAAAAUACGGGAGCAGGGCUGAUGACUCAGCGCUGUAAGGACAAACUGAAUGCGUUGGCCAUCUCGGUGAUGAACCAGUGGCCCGGAGUGAAACUGCGGGUGACCGAGGGCUGGGACGAAGACGGCCACCACUCGGAGGAGUCGCUGCACUAUGAGGGCCGCGCGGUGGACAUCACCACGUCAGACCGAGACCGCAGCAAGUACGGCAUGCUGGCGCGCCUGGCCGUCGAGGCCGGCUUCGACUGGGUGUACUAUGAGUCCAAGGCGCACAUCCACUGUUCCGUGAAAGCAGAGAAUUCGGUGGCGGCCAAAUCCGGCGGCUGCUUCCCGGGCUCGGCCACGGUGCACCUGGAGCAGGGCGGCACCAAGCUGGUGAAAGACCUGCGUCCCGGGGACCGCGUGCUGGCGGCCGACGACCAGGGCCGACUGCUCUACAGCGACUUCCUCACCUUCCUGGACCGCGACGACGGCGCCAAGAAGGUCUUCUACGUGAUCGAGACGCGGGAGCCGCGCGAGCGCCUGCUGCUCACCGCCGCGCACCUGCUCUUCGUGGCGCCGCACAACGACUCGGCGGCGGCCGGGGAGCUGGAGGCGCCGUCGGGCGCGGGGCCGCCGCCGGGGGGCGCGCCGGGGCGCCGGGCGCUCUUCGCCAGCCGCGUGCGCCCGGGCCAGCGCGUGUACGUGGUGGCCGAGCGCGGCGGGGAUCGCCGGCUGCUUCCGGCCGCCGUGCACAGCGUGACGCUGCGCGAGGAGGCCACAGGCGCGUACGCGCCGCUCACGGCGCAGGGCACCAUCCUCAUCAACCGGGUGCUGGCGUCGUGCUACGCGGUCAUCGAGGAGCACGGCUGGGCCCAUCGGGCCUUCGCGCCCUUCCGCCUGGCGCACGCGCUCCUGGCCGUGCUGGCGCCCGCGCGCACGGACCGCGGCGGGGACGGCGACGGCGGGGGCGGCGGCCACCUGCCCCCGCCCGCGCCGGCUGCGCCCGAGGCGCCGGGUGCCGCGGGCAUCCACUGGUACUCGAAGCUGCUCUACCAAAUAGGCACCUGGCUGUUGGACAGCGAGGCCCUGCACCCGCUGGGCAUGGCGGUCAAGUCUAGCUGAAGGCCGGGGAGCCGGG